Molecule: messenger RNA, 462 nt
Organism: Iphiclides podalirius (scarce swallowtail)
Lineage: Eukaryota; Metazoa; Arthropoda; Insecta; Lepidoptera; Papilionidae
Source: the annotation of a GenBank genome assembly
AUGAACAUGACAGCCAAUCACGUUCUACGUAGAGGGCGCCGUUUGGUUGUGUACCAGUUCAAAAAUUAUUUCAAAAUUUUUGCCAUCAGGAAAAAAGUUAAAAUGACGGACAAGCCUAAGCGUCCAAUGUCAGCCUAUAUGCUAUGGCUUAAUAGUGCAAGAGAACAGAUUAAAUCUGAAAAUCCAGGGCUUAAAGUAACCGAAAUAGCUAAAAAGGGGGGUGAAAUAUGGAGGUCGAUGAAAGAUAAGAGUGUCUGGGAGGAGAAGGCUGCAAAGGCGAAAGAGCAGUACACAAAGGAUCUAGAAUCUUACAAUGCUAAUGGAGGUGGUGGUGAAGGAGGCGGUAAAAAGGCACAGAAAAGGGGAAAGAAGGGCAAGAAAGCUGCAGCACCAACUAAGUCUAAGAAGAAGAAGGAGGAGUCUGAAGAAGAAGAAGGUGAGGAGGAAGAAGAAGAAAGCGAU